UAUUUUUGGGAAAAGGGCCUGAUUUACCCCUCUAUUUUGGUAAAAGGUUCAUAUUUACUCCGUUAUACUAUCAGACCAUUUAUACUCCUACCGUUACAAUAGUUGAACCAUUUACCCUUAUUUUUAACCCUCUGUCCACCGUGGCUACUGGCUUUUUAAAUAAAUGUCACGGUGGAAAUUUUAUGCCACAUAAGAGGCCAUGUCACCCAUAUAAUUAAAUGGGUCCUAAAAUUGAAAAACUCAAACGAUGCUUCUUCUUAUAUUCUUCUUCUUCACCAUCAAAAGCUAGGGUUUUUUUCCUCUGUUAUAUUCUUCUCUCCUCUCUUCCACUGUUUUUGUCUUGAAAAAUGUCAGAAAAUAGCUCCUCGUCACAGUUGAAGUGCCAUUGUGGUUUGAUAGCUAGCCACUUAACUUCAAAAACUCCUUCAAACCCUGGAAGGAAGUUCUUUAAGUGUCCUAAGCCUAAGAUUAAUUCUUGUGGUUAUUGGAAAUGGGAAGAUGUAAUAUUUUCGGAUACUCCAUUGACUGAAGUCAGAGAGUUAGUGGCUGCUUUGGAUGCUCUUAAGGUUGAAAUAGACAAUUUGAGGAAAGAAGUAGCCAAAUUGGAGGCUAUAAGUCAUUCUCAAGUGAUUAAAGUGUCAACUUUGGAAGACAAAGUAACAAAGAUGUGGAUGGUAAUUAUAGUUUCAUUGGCACUUUUCGUGGGUGUCAUUACAGCUCCAAUGAUGAAGUGAUGCCCUUACGAGACUAGUAUUUAUGUUUUUGGUGUAACUCGAAAAAUCCUAUCAUGAAGUGGUUUUAAAUGCCUUUAUUUCGAUGAAUGUAAUGUAAUGCCCUCAUUUGGAUAAGUUGUUGUUGUAAUUUGUCCAAUGUGAAACCUUCUUUUAGAUGAAAUAGGCAUACUGUCCUUUGUGAUUGCAAAUGGUUUCAAAUUCAAUGGCAUUCUGUCCAAUUAUAAGGCAAAUAAAGUUGAACCAAGAGAU
Lycium barbarum (goji berry) is the source of this 983-nucleotide messenger RNA. RefSeq lists its product as uncharacterized. The record is from RefSeq and is a predicted model, not a curated record. Bases 348 to 734 code for a protein of 128 amino acids. Gene Ontology annotation, molecular function: zinc ion binding. The transcript is spliced from 2 exons. NCBI's taxonomy places the organism in Eukaryota, Viridiplantae, Streptophyta, Magnoliopsida, Solanales, Solanaceae.